AACUUAUUUUAUAUGGAAUUCAGUUUUUCGUUUCCAAAGUUCGCAAAUGGUUUUGUCACUUUGAAUUUUUUUUAGUUCACUCUAAGCUCACAUUAAAUAACUAGAAUUUACGUCUAGCUUUGAGAAUGAAGUUGUUCAAGGCUCUUGUUUUGACCGCAAUGUUAUUUGGUACAGGGUUUGCGAUUGAAUGCUACGUUUGCCACCAGUGUAACGAUGCUGUACAACUGACAGACUUGAAGAUUUUAAAUUGUUCUUCUGUGUUUAGAACUUGCACAAAAUCAUCAGUAAACGGCGAAGUGACAAGAAGUUGUAGUGUGGGAGGUACUAUAGGCUGUACUAGAGGCUCUACAGAAGGAGCAACAGGAGAAGCCUGCAUUUGUCAAGGAGAUAGAUGCAAUGAAUCGAAAGAAAUGAAGUCGACUAUUUAUAUAGUUUUAACGGUUAUACUAAUAAUUGUCAAAUUUAUUAUAUAAAUGUCACUAAAAACUGUUAUGUGUUAAUCAAUAAAUGCUCAACGUUGUUUUAUAUACUUCAAAUUGUUUCAAAACCCAACAUUACAAAAUUUUCACAUCUCGAAAAUUUACCAAUACAGAGGAGAUACAUUGUGAACGUGGAAGGCAAAGGAUUAAACUUAACUGAGGGAGAAGUGAAACAAAGAUUGUCAUUGAAAUAACCUACUAUAUGCUAGACUCUGGCUGCUAUAGUACAUGAUUACCUCAUCUGAUAUGUACUGGACUUCUCUCGAAUGGUCCAGAGGUCAGAAAUCCGGGAUUUCACCCAGACGGCCCUGGUUUUAUCACCUCUCUAAGAACAUUUUUUCAUUAAUUCACUAUUUGAGUAACAUUAUUACAAAUAUGAGGACGUUUCAAAGUUACUAACGACCAGGUUUCUAUAUUAUUUUAAUUCAUACUUGUUCAAGGGCCUAAGAGUCACCAUUGAUUCUUCGGUGCUCCAGAAGCAUGCGCACCACGAUGUCGCACAACCUGAAUCCUAACCGGUACACACACAUACUAUGUUCAGGUUGUGCGCCAUCUUGGUGCGCAUACUUCAGGAGGUCCGAUUCUUCUUUAUAAUAAAGUACGAUAUGAGAAAGAGCCACUUAAGCCUGUUCGUUCGCAUCCUGU
Messenger RNA from Styela clava, 1124 nucleotides. RefSeq lists its product as uncharacterized. Lineage: Eukaryota; Metazoa; Chordata; Ascidiacea; Stolidobranchia; Styelidae. The record is from RefSeq and is a predicted model, not a curated record.